Balaenoptera acutorostrata (minke whale) is the source of this 960-nucleotide messenger RNA. RefSeq names its product olfactory receptor 6K2. Gene Ontology annotation, molecular function: olfactory receptor activity. Gene Ontology annotation, biological process: G protein-coupled receptor signaling pathway. The record is from RefSeq and is a predicted model, not a curated record. Lineage: Eukaryota; Metazoa; Chordata; Mammalia; Artiodactyla; Balaenopteridae. Gene Ontology annotation, cellular component: membrane.
AUGGAGAGCCCCAAUCAAACCACAGCUCAGUUUACCUUCUCUGCUUUCCCUUAUUCCUGGGGAGAUCCUGUCAUCUGUUUUGUUCCACUGCUCUUCAUUUAUGUUUUCAUUGUUGUUGGAAACCUAGUCAUCAUCACAGUGGUCCAGCUGAAUACUCACCUCCACACUCCCAUGUACUUUAUUAACGCCCUUUCUUUUCUGGAGAUCUGGUAAACCACAGCUACCAUACCAAAGGUGCUGUCUUGCCUGCUUAGUGAGAAGAGUAUUUCCUUAAAUGGUUGUCUCCUGCAGAUGUAUUUCUUCCAUUCCACAGGCAUGAGUGAGGUUUGCCUCCUGACAGCUAUGGCUUUUGACUGUUACCUGGUCAUCUGCAGCCCUCUUCAUUAUCCCACUAUCAUAACCCCUAAACUAUGUGUCCUGCUGACUUUAAGCUGCUGUAUUUGUGGCUUUAUCAUGCCCCUCACUGAGAUUGCCAGGAUCUCCACACUGCUAUUUUGUGGCUCUAAUCACCUUGAGCAUAUCUUUUGUGACUUCCUCCCAGUGCCAAGCCUGGCCUGCCCAGACACACAAGACAUCAUCAUGAUUCAGGCAGUGGAUGUUGUCCAUGCAGUGGAGAUCAUUACAGGUGUGAUGCUCAUUUUCAUGUCCUGUGUUGGUAUUGUGGCUGUAAUUCUACGUAUUCAUUCAGUGGAGGGUCAUUGCAAGGCAUUUUCCACAUGCAUCUCCCACCUCACUGUCUUUCUGGUUUUCUUUGGCAGUGCGGCUCUCAUGUACCUACACUUCUCUGCCACCUAAUCCUUAUUCUGGGAUACAGCCAUUGCUCUGGCUUUUGUAGUUUUGUCUCCUUUUUUUAACCCCAUUAUCUAUCUGAGGAAUAAAGAGAUAAAGGAAGCUAUAAAAAAGCACAUAAGUCAAGCUAACAUCAUUUUCAUAAGACCAGGGACCUCAAGUAAGAUCUAG